GAAGGGCCAAGUGGGAUGGUGAAGUCCCAAACCAGCCGCCCCGCGGUAGCGGGAGCAGGGAGCACCAUGACCGAGGCAGCCGACCCCGAUGGCGUUUCUAAAGAGAUAGUCCCUGAAUCGUCAGAAAAGUCGCAGGAUACACAAGUGAAGCAUCGCCGGCGGUCGGUGCUCAGAGUCUCCCAACUCCUGCUGCGGGCCAUUGCUGCCCACAAAGGACUGACUCUCACAGCGCUCAAGAAGGAGUUUGGCAACGCAGGCUACCAAGUGCGCAGGAAAUGCAGCCGUCAUUCCUCCGAGGUGCCCAAGCCAGCGUCGGUGAAAGCCACCUUGCUCCGGGUGAGUGGCAGCAAAGCCGAGGGCUACUUUAGAGUCUGGAAGAGUCUGAAGCCCAUCAAGAAACGCACUAAGAAGCCACCUGCGGAGAUCGAGGAAGUGCAACAGAAGCGCUUCGAUUCCCUGUUUUCUCGCCGGUAUAGGAAGCAUCCUCAGGAGCUUUCCCAGCCCACCCUAGAGGACUCAUCCAAACCCGAAAUGCCCGCGGGACUGGAGACGCCCGAGAUGUCCGAGACUCCUCACACAUCAGAGGAGAGGAUCUGCGUGGAGCAAGAGAAUGAAAAUCCCGAAAAUAUAGAGGAAGUUGCGUUGAGCACGGUCUCGGGGUACUCCCUGAGCCAAAAGGCAUCUAAGAAAACGAGGGAAGAGAUGAAAAACAAGGCGAAGCAGCAAAAGAUAAAGAAGAUGAAGAUGAAGGAGAAAUCGAAAAGCCAGAUGGGGUCAACGGAGGGGUCAAAGAAGUCAAGGACAAAGAAGAAAAUAAGGAGGAUUAAGGAGAAUAAGAGAGCGAAGAUAAACGAAGACAAGAAAAUGAAAUCGAAGGAAAAAGCAAAAGAGAAGAUGAGGGAAAAGAACUUUGACCCUGAAAAGCGAGAGAAGCCCCCGCAAAUCCGCCGUCGCCGGGGCUUUUGCAAGAGAUACAGCCCAAACCGAAGUCCCGCAUCAGCCAAGUUGAACAAGAUCCGUGGAGGCCGAAUGAAGGCCCUUGAACCGAGAGCAAGGAGACCCUACAAAGUUUCCCCCCGGAAGGAUUCCUCCCGAAGAGAAAACUCACAAAGGAUAGGUGGACAUCCUUAGUGUUUGGAGGGGAAUCUAGAGUUCUUGAACUGGGGCUCUCGUUCCCAUUCAGAGCUCCCCUCGGAACAAUCUAUGCACUCACUGAGUGAAAUGGACGGGAAGUAUUUACUAUACCUUG
Sarcophilus harrisii (Tasmanian devil) is the source of this 1249-nucleotide messenger RNA. RefSeq names its product testis-specific H1 histone. Lineage: Eukaryota; Metazoa; Chordata; Mammalia; Dasyuromorphia; Dasyuridae. The transcript has a single exon. The coding region runs from base 16 to 1131 and encodes 371 amino acids. The record is from RefSeq and is a predicted model, not a curated record.